This is a messenger RNA of Cucumis melo (muskmelon), 2294 nucleotides long. RefSeq names its product heavy metal-associated isoprenylated plant protein 3-like. The transcript has 2 exons. Lineage: Eukaryota; Viridiplantae; Streptophyta; Magnoliopsida; Cucurbitales; Cucurbitaceae. Bases 42 to 425 code for a protein of 127 amino acids. The record is from RefSeq and is a predicted model, not a curated record. Gene Ontology annotation, molecular function: metal ion binding.
UUCUUCUAGUAGUACUACUCUCACCCUCAUAUAUAUUCACCAUGAAGAAGCUUGGUGGAUUCAUGUGCCACUCUGCUGCCACCACCGCAGUCUGCAUCCCCGCCGAUCCCCGCUCCGCCGUUGUGUCAAGAAGGCUGGCUAGAGCCGACUAUGUCAACAAUAAUCAUGCCAACAAUGGCAACCGUGCAAGGUUGGUGAGCAAUGCUGUGAAGUACUCGAAGCUUGUCGAAUCAUCGCCUAGUUUGAGUGUUCGGAGCGAGGGAAAGCAGAUCAAUUUGAAGAAACCAGCCAUGCCGGUUAUGCUUUCUUCACCGGCGGAGAAUAACAAUGUCUUCCAUGUGGUGGUUAUGAGGGUGGCGCUUCACUGUCAAGGCUGUGCCAGUAAAGUUAAGAGACAUCUCUCCAAAAUGGAAGGACAGGAGUGACGUCAUUCAGCAUAGAUCUUGAGGCCAAGAGAGUGACUGUGAUGGGACAUAUUUCACCGCUGGGUGUUCUGCAGAGUAUUUCCAAGGUGAAAAGAGCUGAGUUAUGGCCAACCCAACCUUAGUUAAUUACAUUCAUUAAUCACUUUCAUUAUAUAAGAAAGAUACCCAAAAUGGGACACCAAAAGAAAGAAAAUGUGUGUAAUUUGUAAAACACCCAUGAGGAGUUAUAUGUAAAUUCCUUUCUUUUUGUUGGACAAAUUAUAUAUAUAUAUAUAUAUAUAUUCCCAUUUUAAUUACCAUUCUUCUUCCCUAAUUAGAAGAAGAAAACCCAAUUUUAUUGUAAUUUCAUCACUUUCCAUUAGGGUUUGGAUUCCUCUAAAACGGCCCAACCCAACUCCCGCUUAAAACCCUAGGACCCUAUUUAAAGAGCUUGGCGAUGGUUGGCGCAGCCCGCUCGGGUAUGAACAAUUUCAAUCCAUUCGUUGUUAUCUUUUUCCCCCAGUUGAAUCUGACUAAUUUUCUAUGUCGUUCUGAAGAAUGAAAUGAUGAGCUUUUUUGUUUUGAUUGCUGUGAUGAUGGCAGUUUUAGUAUUAGCUCUAGCUGAUCAUUCUUUCAGCGGUUGAUUUUUAUUUUUUGUUUUGUUUUGUUUUGUUUUGCGUAUUGAAGAUUCUAAUUUUUAAGAAUGAUGUGAGGAACAUACUUUUUGUUUUGAUUGCUGUGAUGAUGGCAAUUUUUGUAUUAGCUCUAUCUGAUCAUUCUUUAAAUUUUAUUAAGGUUGUUUUGGCUUAACUUUGUACUUCUCUUGCUGAGCAGUUUUGGUGCCAUUGAUUUUGAUUUUCUUGGUCUUGUUUUACAGAAUUGUUUCUUGUUAUUGGAUUUCUAUUCAGUUUAUUUGGUUGGGGUUCAAAUCAUCAAGAAUGAAAUGAGGAACAUUGAUGAUUUUGAUUGCUGUCAUGAUGGCAAUUAUUGUAUUAGCUCUAUCUGAUCAUUCUUGAUAUUAUUUUAGGGUGUAUUUGGAAUACACUCUAUACAUUUUUUAGUUUAAAAGAAAAAUCAUUUUUAGAAAAAAAUUAGCCUUUGAUGUGCAUUUUCUUUUUAUAUCUGUGAUAAACCUAGCCCAGAUUUUAAUAUUUCCCAAUAGAUUUCACUCUAUGCCAUGAGUCAUACCUUGAAGUUCUAUAUCUUUUUAUCUACACAUGAAAGUCACUUUUGUAGUUCAAUUCACAUUCUAUGAAUUUUAGAAGCCAGAAAUUCGGACCGAGAUGAACUAGAUAGACUUUAUCUCAAGUUCAUGACUUUGACCUAGCAAUCCUUGUGAACAUCCCUCAACACAACUUUGAGGAUAAUAAGCUUUUAAUUUGUUUACUAAUAUGAGAACUUUAACUUCCACCAAGUUACUGUAAAGAUUGAAUCAUCCCAUGACUGUCCUGCUAUAACAAGGAUUCAUCUUGUUUGAUUAGAAUUCAUUUGUGGUUUAGCUAUUUAGUAGAUUUACUUAGAACCAAAAUAUCUUAGUAAAGGUUAGUCUUUUAUUCCACAUUUUUGAUAAAAAAUAAUUCUGUCGCUUAAUUUUAGUUUGUUUUAGCAUGUGCAUCUUAACAUGCCUAAAUCUUAAAAUAUUGUAAACUAGUUUUACUAGACUUUAACCAAAAUUGUUUCCCAGAAGUUCUGUAGAGAAUGAUGUUAACAGUGCAAUUUCUAUCCUAUUGCACAACUGGAGUAUGACAAUGAUAUAUAAUUUAUUAAUGGUGUGACUAUGAACUUCAAAAUGAUAUAACUGUGGACGAAGUAGGUUGAAAAGAUGGUGUAACAGUGCAAUUUCUAUCCUAUUGCACAACUGGAGUAUGACAAUGAUAUAUAAUUUAUUAA